UUUUACUCAACCUCCAUUUCCAAGCUAACAAACUUUUUUCCCUCUCGUUCUCCACAAACCAGAGAGAGAAGAGGAAAUAGGGUCCAAAACUCACUCUUCAUUUUGCUAACUUACGCAUCAGCUAUUCUACGCACCUUUCCAUUCGCCUUUUCUCUCUCUAGGUGUUCUUUUUUUCUCUCACUAAAACCUCUGCAAUGAGGGGGAGACUCGUGGCUUUCUUCUUCAUUUGCGAUCUCUUCGUAUUCUUCACUUCCGUCGCCACCAUUGAAACCGAUUCCGAGUCGGCGGCCGAGAUCAAUGUCACUGCCUCCAAGUCCAAUGCCUCAGACCCGAGAUCCAAAGAGGAUAGUUUCGCCGACAUGAUCGAUCGCGCUCUUGAGAAGGAGUUCAAUGACACUGACCAAAAUGAAGCCACUGAUCCUGGUAGUUUCAACAAUAGUGUUGCGGGGAAGCAGGCUGUCUUGGAAACUGUUGCUAGAGUUAAGCCCAAGAAAAAUGAAUCCAAGGAAGAGAAGUCAUUUCAGCUCCAUGAUGUUUUCCAUUUGGAUAAUGAAAAUCGAGGAGAAGAUGCACCGACCUUAAUAGAUCAAAAUGACAAUGUCUUUAUAAUAUCCAACCCAAAGUCGAAGUAUCCUGUUCUACAACUAGACUUAAGAUUGAUAUCAGAUCUGGUAGUUGUCAUUGUCUCUGCAACAUGUGGUGGCAUUGCUUUUGCUUGUGCUGGACAACCGGUUAUUACUGGAUAUCUACUCGCAGGAUCUAUUAUUGGGCCUGGUGGGUUUAGCUUUGUUGGGGAAAUGGUGCAGGUUGAAACAGUGGCUCAAUUUGGUGUAAUCUUUCUUCUUUUUGCAUUAGGCUUGGAGUUUUCUACAACAAAGCUUCGCGUAGUUCGAGCAGUCGCUGUUCUUGGAGGUCUUCUUCAAAUUUUUCUAUUCAUGUGCUUGUGUGGUAUAACCGUCUCGUUAUGUGGAGGUAAACCUUCAGAGGGGGUAUUUGUUGGUGCAUUCCUGUCUAUGUCUUCUACAGCAGUGGUUUUGAAAUUUUUGAUGGAAAGAAAUAGUAUAAGUGCCCUUCAUGGUCAGGUUACAAUUGGAACUCUCAUCCUUCAGGACUGUGCUGUGGGUUUGUUGUUUGCUUUACUUCCAGUUCUAGGUGGCAGUUCUGGCAUCCUUCAAGGAGUAUUAUCCAUGACUAAAUCUUUGGUGGUGUUGAUUACAUUUCUGGCCAUUUUGACAAUAUUAUCUAGGACUUGUGUGCCCUGGUUUCUUAAGCUCAUGAUAAGCCUAUCAUCACAGACUAAUGAGCUAUAUCAGUUGGCAUCGGUGGCAUUUUGCUUGCUUGUUGCUUGGUGUAGUGAUAAGCUGGGUUUAAGCCUUGAGCUGGGUUCUUUUGCUGCGGGAGUGAUGAUAUCAACCACUGAUCUGGGUCAGCAUACACUUGAACAAGUUGAGCCCAUUCGCAAUUUCUUUGCUGCUCUUUUCCUUGCCAGCAUUGGGAUGCUAAUUCAUGUGCAUUUCCUUUGGAAUCAUGUUGAUAUAUUGCUGGCAGCUGUAAUAUUGGUGAUUGUUAUUAAAACAAUAGUAGUUGCUGCAGUUGUCAAGGGAUUUAGAUACAGCAACAAAACUUCGCUUCUUGUUGGGAUGUCUUUGGCUCAAAUUGGGGAAUUUGCUUUUGUUCUUUUGAGUCGUGCUUCUAAUCUUCAUCUAGUUGAGGGCAAACUUUACCUGCUACUUCUGGGCACAACAGCUCUUAGUUUGGUCACUACUCCAUUGCUUUUCAAGCUGAUUCCAGCUGUUGUUCAUCUUGGUGUGCUCUUGCGGUGGUUCCCCCCUGAUGGUCCUAGCGAGAUUGGUUUUAAAGGAGAUAGCCUUCGCGCAGACAGUGCUAAGCGUAUUACGUUGAUGGUCCAAGGCUCUCAUGAUUCAUGAUAUUAAAUAAAACAUGAACCAGAAAAAUGCAAAUUUCAAGCCUUUACCUGAUGGGGUUCUUAUACUCUGGAGGACAGGUGCUUAAAAGUGCAAAGGAAGUUGACUGAGUGAACCGGUUCUUUUCCAUUGCAAAGCUCGUCAUGUGUUUGCCCACUGCCAAUGUGAAUUUCUAACCAAGCAAGACUGUACAAAUAACAGCCAGCCCCGAGAUAUGAACAGCAAUAUAUAUAUGAUCAUCAUGCCGACACAUUCUAAUAUUGGUUCAGGUCAUCACAUUUAAACUUUCCCAGAUGACCUUUGUAAUAUAGCGUCAAUUUUGUAAUGUAAUUCAUUUCAAUUUUUUUUUGCCCUUUUCCCCACUUACAAUUGAUUGGUUUAUUUGUUUUAUUUCAGUUUUUUGUUAUUCUGGGUGAAGAAGUAGCCAGGUUAAAAAUUGCAAGUGUAUCCAUUUAUGCUUUUGUUCCUGUAGAUACAUCAUACCUUGUAAACUAAAAUUUUGUUUCGCAUAUUAAAAUUCUUUGACGAGGCUUGUAA
Molecule: messenger RNA, 2462 nt
Organism: Theobroma umbraticum
Lineage: Eukaryota; Viridiplantae; Streptophyta; Magnoliopsida; Malvales; Malvaceae
Gene: KEA4
Product: K+ efflux antiporter 4
Biological process (GO): proton transmembrane transport; potassium ion transmembrane transport
Cellular component (GO): membrane
Molecular function (GO): potassium:proton antiporter activity
Source: RefSeq, a predicted model, not a curated record